This is a messenger RNA of Pelobates fuscus (common spadefoot toad), 2178 nucleotides long. It is a transcript of the gene ZNF668, whose product is annotated as zinc finger protein 668. The coding region runs from base 299 to 1957 and encodes 552 amino acids. The record is from RefSeq and is a predicted model, not a curated record. NCBI's taxonomy places the organism in Eukaryota, Metazoa, Chordata, Amphibia, Anura, Pelobatidae. The transcript has 2 exons.
GGCCCACUGCGCUGUGCGGGCCGGGGGGCUCCGUUACCCGGUGUGAGGCGGUCUCUCCGUGAUGACACAGAGACAUGUCCCGCGCUCAUCGCAUGUCCGGGGGACACAUUGUACUGCUACACUGCUCACUUCCGGAGCCGGCCCCUCCUCCCACCGCAGGGUCCUAGGCCCGGCCAUGUUAGCUUUGUCUGGCUGGGAGCUGGGGCACAAUUAGGGUUCAUGGCACCCCCAAAACAACGGGGACACAGAGCACCCCAACCCUGCUAGGACUGGAUCCGGGGAGCAGGACUCGUUAAACAUGGCGUCAGUGAAGAUAGAAUCCACUAUAGAGGUGGUGUUGGAGGACAGCUCUGGGUUUGUGCAGUCUGGUCGUCGCUUCCGUUGCUUGAGCUGCAACAAGACCUUCCCUAACAAGCCAAGGGCCGAGCGGCACUGCUAUGCUCAUCAAACGGAUGGGGCUGCUACCCCCUCUCUUCCCAAAAAGAAACGCAUGCCAGGGUCGGAGCAGCGGCAUCAAUGUGUUCUUUGUGACAAGUCCUACAAAUCAGCUUCUUUGCUCAGGAGUCAUGCUCGAAGCCACACAGGAGAGAAACCCUUUGUGUGCAAACAGUGUGGGAGAUCUUUUAUGCAGCCCAUUUGUUUGCGGGUGCAUAUGGCCACGCACAAUGGCCAGCUGCCUUUCCCAUGUGGGCAGUGUGAUAAAGCCUAUGCGACACCCUCCAAGCUUCGCAUCCACCAGAGGCUUCAUACAGGUGAGCGCCCUUUCAUUUGCUCUGACUGCGGUAAAGGUUUUGCUGAUCCCUCUGUUUUCCGCAAGCACAAACGGAGCCACGCUGGACUAAGGCCUUACCAGUGUCCGCUAUGCCAAAAGGCCUAUAGUGAACUUAAGGACCUAAAAAACCAUGAGCGAAGCCACACUGGUGAAAAACCCUUCUUGUGCUCAGACUGUGGCAAGGCUUUCUCUCGUGCUUCCUCGCUCACAUGUCACCAGAGGAUUCACGCUACAGAAAAGCCUUACAAAUGUCCAAUAUGCAACAAAGACUUUACUCAGCUUUCAUCUUACCAGAGCCACCAACGAACGCACUCAGGUGAGAAGCCUUAUUUGUGCGCUCAGUGUGGACGGAUGUUCUCUGAUCCAUCCAGCUUCCGUCGGCACCAGCGGGCACACCAGGGUGUCAAGCCUUACCAAUGUGAUAAAUGCGGAAAGCCUUUUCGGCAGCCAGCAGACCUGGCGAUGCACCAGCGCAUCCAUACAGGUGAGAGGCCAUUCCGUUGCACAGAAUGUGAUAAAUCUUUUGUAGCAUCGUGGGACCUGAAGCGCCACAGGUUGUCGCACAGUGCAGAGCGACCUUUCCAGUGCCAGGAAUGUGGUAAAGGCUUUGCAGAACGCUCGGGACUCAGCAAACACCAGCGCUCACACAGUGGAGAAAGGCCGUUCAAGUGUCCAAUCUGUGACAAGAGCUUUGUAGUAUCUUCCAGCCUUCGAAAACAUGAGCGCACUCACCAGAAAGUCGAACGAGAGGUCAGUAGGAAGAAAGAAGAAUCUACCACCUGCGAAAAGUGUUCCCUGAUCUUUCCUAGCGUGAUGGACCUUAGGAACCACCAAAGGAUUCAUCCAGAGUUACGACCCUUCCGCUGUGACCAGUGUGAAAAGGGCUUCGUAGAUAGAGCAGGGCUCAAAAAGCAUCAGCGGAUACACAGUGACGUACGUCCCCAUGUGUGCGCACUAUGCGGAAAAGGCUUUCUAGUGCCUUCUGACCUGCGCAAGCACCAACGGACACAUGCAAAGGACAGCAAGGAGAAAGCAGAGGAUGAAGAAGAGGAACAAAUUACAACAUUGACUCUCCAUCCGGCCUCUGUAGAACCUCCACCUCUAUUUGAUCCCCUGGUUUCCUUUCUGGAGAAAGUGGCAGAAGGUGAUAUGGAAGUGAUUGCUCCUUCACCUCCACCUAACUGACCCCUAUCCUGUAACAGAUUCCAGAUGGUCUCUCUGUUGUUAGCGUCUGCCUAAUGUCCUCCUGUUUACAAACACAGAACUUGCAAAGAAAAACAUGGACUUAAAAUCUCCAGCUUUCUCUCCACCAGUUAUUCUCUGCUGAUGUGUCUAGAAUCAAUAAGCCUCAUAUAAUCCUCCAAUACUAUGAUAAUAAACCGCAGCCCAUGGAACUCUGGUCACAA